This is a messenger RNA of Syzygium oleosum, 2757 nucleotides long. RefSeq names its product disease resistance protein RUN1-like. NCBI's taxonomy places the organism in Eukaryota, Viridiplantae, Streptophyta, Magnoliopsida, Myrtales, Myrtaceae. Gene Ontology annotation, biological process: defense response; signal transduction. Gene Ontology annotation, molecular function: ADP binding. The transcript has 4 exons. The coding region runs from base 1 to 2757 and encodes 918 amino acids. The record is from RefSeq and is a predicted model, not a curated record.
AUGGCCGGUUGUAACUAUGGAGUGUUCCUCAGCUUCAGAGGACCAGAUACACGCGAUAACUUGGUCGAGUUCCUCUACGACAAGCUCAGACGCUUGGGGAUUGUGGUAUUCAAAGAUCGUAAAGAGAUCCACUACGGUGAAAGUAUCGAUACCAGGAUCGUGGAAGCCAUCAAGCGUUCCAACAUCUGCAUCCCAGUCUUCUCCCAUAACUUCGCUUCCAGCGCAGCUUGCCUGAUGGAAGUGGCCCAAAUGGUGGAGUCGGGUAAAGAAAUUCAUCCCAUUUUCUUCUUCGUCGAGCCCAACGUUGUUCGCCACCAGCUGGGAACAUAUGGAAAGUCCUUCGCCGAGCACAAGGAAAAAAACAGAUAUCCCGAGUCGAUCAUCAAAAAGUGGGAGGAUGCUCUGAAAGAGAUUGCUAAAAAAAAGGGACUGGAAUUCAAGAAGGCUGCUUUGGAGGCUGCCCUGGAGGCUGCUCUGGAGGCUUCUCUGGGAGAGAUUGGUGGUAUAAAGGGACCGGAAUUCAAGAAAGCUGCUCUGGAGGCUGCUUUUGGUGCUAUAAAGGGACGGUUUUACGACGAUCUCUUCAGCGGGUUUCGAGAGCUAGAGGGUUUCAUUUCCGAACUUUGGAAACUCUUGAGGAUGGAUGAGCAAGGCGUCGCUAAAACUUUAGUUGGAAUAGAGAGAGACGUGCCAGAGAUGAUGCGGAAGCUUGGUUUCGAUUAUCAGGAUGGACAAGUCGUCAAAGAGCGGGAGAUGACAGGGAGAUGGCUGUUUACAGUGUGGGGUCUGCCAGGGGUUGGCAAAACCACUCUCACUAAGGUGGUAUUCAACAAAAUCCGUCACCUCUUUGAAGGUUGUAGUUUUCUUGAAAAUGUUCAGGACGGGUUUGAACAGAAAAGAGAGGUAUCUUUGCAGGAGAAGUUGAUUCGUGACCUCAAGAGAGGAGCAUGUCAGGAGGUGGGAUCCUCCACUGAAGGUACCAAAAUGAUAACACACCUAUUUCGAGAAAAGAAAGUUCUCAUAGUAUUAGAUGAUGUGGACGACUUUGAACAAAUCAAACCAUUGGCUGAAGAGCUAAUUUGGUUUGGUCUGGGAAGCACGAUCAUCCUCACAACCAAAAGAAAAGACGUUUACAAGGUUCGGAAAAGGGAGGAACAAGAUAUUUUGCAUGAGCAAGAACAUGAGGUAAAACUUAUGGAUGAAAAUCAUGCUCUUGAACUUUUCCGUAAGUGUGCUUUCGGACUGAAUCAUCCCCUAAAGGACAACGAAGAAAUUUCAAAAGAAAUCAUUUCUGCUGUAGAAAAUCUUCCAUUUGCUAUUGAUUUUGUGGGAAGGUCUUUGUAUGGGGAGGACCAAAAAGAAUGGGAACGGACUUUGGGUGACUUAAAGGUAAAGCUAAAAGACAAAGUGAAAAAAAUGUUGUUGGCAAACUAUGAGCUUUUGAGCUAUGAGGCAAAACAAGUAUUCCUUGAUAUAGCAUGUUUCUUUACGGGAGUUGAAAAGACAAUCCCCUGUUACAUGUGGGCUGCACGUCGCCUAGAUAGAGGUGUUGAUGAGCUUAAAAAAAAGUCUUUUCUAAAAAUUGAGGAAAAAAAGGAGUUUUGGAUGCAAGGCCAACUAAAAUUCCUGGGAAGAGAAAUUAUCAAAGAGGAAAAUCACGAUAAUCCUGGGAAGCGCAGCAGGCUGUGGGAUUACAGAGAUGUCCAAACAAUAUUGCGGGAAAAAAAGGGUCCCUAUGAGGCUAAAGCUCUUCGUGUAGCCUCCGAUUUUAAAAAAGUUGAUGGUGAAGUAUUUCAUCAUCUAUCGAAUCUGAAGUUUCUUGAGUUGGACAACGUUGAUAUUAAAGGAAAUCCUGAGAAACUUCUUCCGAACCUAGAAUGGCUCGAUUGGCAUGGAUGCCGUGAGAAAUCUAAGUUGUUUGCAUUUGACAUGGAGAACCUGGUAAUUCUCAACUUAUGUUCAAGGUCAGUCCAAUUGAGUUUGGGAGACUGGGAACAAUUGAUGGAGAAGGCUCGGAGUUUGGAAGUCUUGAAGCUAAAAGAUUGUACUUGGAUCAAUGCAUCUCUGGAUAUCCCUGCCUCAAGUCUUUUAAAAUGCUUGAUCCUGGAAGGAUGUUUACAUAUAGAGCCAGAUGAAACCACUUCUAACUUUAAGAAUUUAGUUUCCUUAAGCAUGAAGCAUUGCAAAUGGGUUAAACAUUUGCCGCGAGCGCUGUGUUCCAUGACAGCAUUGAAAGAGCUUCUCAUUGAUGGAACAAAAAUUGAAAGACUUUAUUUCGAGAAAGACUCUCUACCGUCACUCGAAAUUCUCAGUGCUUGCAAUUGUAAAAAAUUGCAUGAAGUCACUCAGUCUAUUGGAUUGUUAAAGAAUCUUCGGAAGCUUGCUUUAAGCGGUUGCAAUAAGCUAAACACACUUCCACAUGUCUUUGGAGAGUUUGUUCAGCUAGAGAAAAUGGACCUGUCACACACCUCAAUUCAAGCAUUGCCUUCUUGUGUCAAGGAUUGCAAAAACCUUCAAGUGCUAAAGAUGGCUCGUACUUUCCUUGAAGAAUUUCCUGAAGCCAUAAAACAUCUUAAGGAGCUCAAAGAGUUGGAUUUCACCAACUGCGGAAGUCUGAGUGGACGUUGCGACAUUACAGGAUUGUUUUCUUUGAGAUUCUUGAGAUUAACAGGCACAAAAAUUUCUCAGCUGCUCCCUAGAGAUAUGGUGCAUCGUCUCCACAUCCUUGAGUUUGAUAAUGACUCUCCAAAUCCUUGA